Molecule: messenger RNA, 905 nt
Organism: Abrus precatorius (Indian licorice)
Lineage: Eukaryota; Viridiplantae; Streptophyta; Magnoliopsida; Fabales; Fabaceae
Product: caffeoyl-CoA O-methyltransferase-like
Exons: 5
Coding region: 40-786 (248 amino acids)
Molecular function (GO): S-adenosylmethionine-dependent methyltransferase activity; O-methyltransferase activity
Source: RefSeq, a predicted model, not a curated record
CUUCCAAGUCUCAAAUUUUAAGACAUACCAAAUACAGAGAUGGCUGUCACAAAUGAAGAGGAACAGCAAAACCAACCCAUUGGUCACAAAGAUCUCUCUCAUAAGAGUCUCCUUCAGAGUGACGCACUCUAUCAGUAUAUUCUUGACACCAGUGUGCAUCCAAGAGAGCACGAAUGCCAGAAGGAGCUCCGCCAGAUGACGGAAAAACACCCUAGGAACCUCAUGGCUACACCACCUGAUGAAGGACAACUUCUGGGCAUGCUGCUUAAACUCAUGAAUGCCAAGAACACCAUGGAAAUUGGCGUUUACACUGGUUAUUCUCUGCUCUCCACUGCCCUCGCUCUUCCCUCUGAUGGAAAGAUAUUGGCCUUGGACGUGAACCGAGAAUACUAUGAGCUGGGAUUGCCCAUAAUUCAAAAAGCUGGAGUGGCUCACAAGAUUGACUUCAGAGAAGGACCUGCUCUUCCUCUUCUUGAUGAGUUGCUUAAAGAUGAAAACAACAAGGAAACAUUCGAUUUCAUUUUCAUAGACGCUGAUAAGGACAACUAUUUAAACUAUCACAAGAGAGCGAUUGAACUUGUGAAGAUUGGGGGUGUGAUCGGGUACGAUAACACCCUAUGGGGUGGAUCUGUGGUUGCCCCACCUGAUGCGCCUCUGAUGGAUUACAUCCAGCAUUAUCGGAGUUAUGUGAUGGAGCUCAACAAGUAUUUGGCUCAAGAUUCACGAAUUGAGAUUUGCCAACUCCCCGUGGGUGAUGGGAUUACCCUAUGCCGCCGCAUCAUCUGAUCAUUCUUCGCACCCCAUUCGUGUUCUUCAAGAAUUUGGAUUUAUAUUUUUUUUAACAAAAUUAUGUGUGUCGUGUGUGUUUUUGACUAUAGAUUAAAAGCACUCUUCUGCAUGAAGAG